Molecule: messenger RNA, 6166 nt
Organism: Heterotrigona itama
Lineage: Eukaryota; Metazoa; Arthropoda; Insecta; Hymenoptera; Apidae
Source: the annotation of a GenBank genome assembly
GUAUGAUAUUCAUAUUAUCGUUCAUAAAUAUGUGUAGCAAGUAGAAAAAUUAAAGAUACAUGAUGAUUGAUUUUGCUGGAACAGAACUGAAUUAAGCAACAUUAAUAUUAGAAUUAUCAAAGUGGAACAUGUACCAAGUAUUUAAAUAAUCGCGAAUGAUGAAUGCACAUGUAUAAUAGUACAUAUAUAAUCGAAAGAUAAGUCGUUGAAUAGUACAAAUAAUAGUACAUGGUCAAGAUCAUGUGCCGAUUCGAUUUCUCAGCGUCAUAUUUAUAAAGCACGAAUAACACCGCUUUCGAGAGUCUCUAAAAUAUUUGACGCUGCUGUAAUCGAGAGAUGGGUUCUCGAAUGUUGUGGGUCCCUCGAUUUGGCCCCCAUCGGGGGGCACUCGAUAGGGGAAGGUCCCCUUCCUCCUGUCCAACUUUAGUCUCGGGUCUCGCGACCGUCUCACAACGCUUACGGGAGUUUGUAAACGAGUCGCCAUUUAGUAACGUGAGAGAUGCGUGUCUCUCCGCGUGUCUGUCUUUUCGUUGGAUAGUUUCUUCCUAAAAAAAAAAAGAAAGAAAAAAACGUAUCCAGAAUCGUGACGGACUGCUCGGUGAUCUUGAUCGUGUUUUUUUUUCUCUAUGUCACGGGUCGAACACGAUCUGGCCAGGAGUAUAACAGUGUAUUCUAAGCAGUACGUGUGUGCCAUUCAUGGACAAUGGGCAAGGACGAUCGUUUCAGUUUCUGCUCGUGCGUUUGUUUACCUGAUCAGACAUAACCGUGGCGACGAAAUACAUCGUCGUUGCGUCUAACAGGUGGAGUUACCAGGAGAACGAUUCGUCCGCGGUGUUAGUUGCCCUCGAUCGUUCGAACGAAACUGCAACAUUAUUUUACGCGAAUUAUCGCCUACCGUGUUUACCAUGCUAAUUCGAUACUGUACGAUAAAGAUUAUACCAAGGUAGUGCAACGUAGUCGUGGAAAAUAUCGUCGUCAGUCUGUUCUAGUGGAAGAGCUAAUUCCUUUGUUUUGCAUUCUCGAUGAGUUAACGGACGUGUGCCGUUUGAAAAAAUCGACGAAGGAAACUGUCGAAUAUAUCGAAUAUAUCGAUGUCCUGGAAAAUGGCGAUCAUGACUAACAUGUUUCGAGAUGGAGAAGAAGAACGUGUUUCAUGUGUAAAAUCUUGAAAAAAACUUUGUCCUACCGUGUUAUCGCUGCGAGAUCCCUGCAGAAAUGAAAAGUGAUUAACGAUUAACGCGUGCUUACUUUCACGUGCACGCGACGCACCAGCGAUUCCGCUUUCUUCAAAUCGACUGAAAAUUUUCCUAGUAUUCUUCAGUUCUUCACUUUCAUUUUUCUACUUCUCCCGUCUUGAAUAGCGUAACAUGCUUCUGAGAGACAAACGGAGGAUUAUACGAUCCUCGUUAUCGUUAGAAUAAAGCGUGUUUGUACACGUGUGUUCUCUGAUGAUUUACGUGCAACUGCCUGUGGUUCGUGUCCGUGACGCAACGAUCCUUGGAAAUGCAAUUUAUUUUUAUUUUUCAAUCGUCUCGUUCGUUCGUUGUAUAAUAGAAAAGUUUCAACAAGAAACGGAAAUGUGGAAUGUUGAUUGAGGAAAAAUCUCGACUAACCAAACAUAACGAGGAUGCUGCUGCAUGCGUUAUCUGUAACGUGAGAAAAUAACUCUCUCGCAUCUCAUUGCCGUGCUUAUUACGAGUGAUAUCGUGAAUGCGAAUCUAGAUUCUUAGCCCAGCGCGUGCUGCAACGUGUUGUGCCGCUGUCCGAUAUUUUACAUUCGAGUUGGAAUCGGUUUUUACACACGAUCUACUUGAUCAUUGACUAUUAUUGCAUUCGCAUUUCUAAUCCCCUACGUAACAGUAAUUAUGCACCCGAUGAAUGGGAACCUGUGUUAAUUGUGAAACACCGCGUGGACUUGACAUGAUGGCCGACGUCCGCCAACCGUUAGAGUUUAAACUUUCUUCCGAUAUUGUUCGAUUGUUUUUCGAAUUGUCCGGCGUUUGUCAGAAAUAAGACUCUAUAAUAAAAUUAGAAAAUAAACAUUACGUACUCGAGAAGAAACGUGAGCUCCGAGUUUUCACUUUUCUCUAAACGAAUAUCUUUUGUUUCUCGUUAAUAACUUUAACAAACUAUUGACUUGUCGAGUGUGUAGAAUCUUGAUUGAUAUCAUGUAAAUGCAAAAGGAUGCGAGAAGAUAUAUUUAGCUAUGCCAUAAUGAAGACUAUUCGCGUGGUCUAUGGAUGGUGUUAAAGUGUAAACUACACUUUGUACUUUGCAACAUGUCUCGUAAUUGUGUUAUUCAGUGAUUUCGAUAAAAAGAAAAAGUCCUCUUCAUUACGAUGAACGACACUGAUAUGUUGUUAUCAAGCAACCAUCGCUGCUUGCACAGAGGAUUAAAGAAAUAUCCGAGUAUCGAUAAAAAACUGUGGGAUCCAAGUAGUAGAUGGAUUCUUCAGUGGGAUAAUAUCGUGAAACAUCCAGGCGCUCGAGCAAGAGGCUGCCAUUGCGAUAUUCACAAACCACCAUGGCUAUAUCCAGAUUUAGGUCAAGCUGGUGCCGUCGACGAGGAAACUUUCAUUACAGCGUUUGAAGAUGUGCCAUCCGUAAAUCUGUUUUCCGCCAAAGAUCUGGAAGAGCAGAUGAAAAUUAUAAAAGAUAACGUUGGUGACGAUAAGAAAGAUUGGAAGCAGAGGACAGAAAGUAUGAAAAAAUUAAGAGCAAUCAUUAUUGCGGGUGGUACGAAUUAUGAAAACUUUUUAGAAAACUUGAAAAACGUGCAAAGACCCUUCGAAGUGGCUUGCACAGAUCUUAGAUCGCAAGUGGUAAGAGAGGCGUGUAUUACUUUAGCGUUUCUUAGUCAACAGUUAAAAAAUAAAUUCACUACUUUUGGAGAAGCAGUCUUACUCACCUUAAUGAACCUCAUACAAAAUAGUGCCAAGGUUGUGGCAACAGCUGGUGCCGUAGCAGUGAGGUUUAUUCUUCAGAAUACACAUAGCAGUCGUUUCGUGCCAAUUAUCACGUCGUGUUUAAGUCACAAGAGUAAAGACAUACGUCGUGCAUCAUGUGAAUAUCUAAAUCUAAUUUUACAAAUAUGGCCUACUCAAAUAUUGCAGAAACACGUAACGAUAUUACAAGAUACGAUCAAGAAAGGUAUCGCCGACUCGGAUUCGGAAGCAAGAGCUUUUGCUAGGAAAUCAUAUUGGGCAUUCAAAGAUCAUUUUCCGGAACAAGCAGAAGCAUUGCUCAACAGUCUCGAUACUGCAUAUAAACGCUCAUUGAUGUCUCUUAGUAACAGCGGUAGCAUCAACAGUUUAAAUGUAGUUACGAGAUCAGCAAGCGUUAGCCCUCGAACAUCCAGACCAGUAAUAAGUGCUACAGAUCGUGGAACUCCUGGCGUUAGGUCUACCAGUGCAAUAGAUUUACAAGCUGCACAAAGAGCUAAAGCGAGAAUGAUGUACGCGAAUAUGAGCCGACAGAAAGCAUCUCUCCCUAGCAGUAGAUCAGGAUCGCCAUCGUCAAGACUGAGUUAUGCAACAUAUAAUCGUGAAGGAGAAUCAUUAAUUGCAAGACCUAGGCGAUUAUCUGGACAUGGAAUCAGAAGUACUGGUAACAGUCGUGAACCAAGCCCGCAAAGGUUUGGAAUGGAUAGAAGUUUUGCAAGCAAAAUACGGGGAAGAAGUUUACACAUGUCUCCAACGGACAGGCCACAAUCUAGACCAGUUAUGGCGCAAAAAAUGUUGCAACAGUCGCGUGAAGCGGAAUCAGCGUUGGCGGAUGCACUUACGUUUGAUAGCAUUGAUAGUUAUACAAGAACACCAAGAGGAAAAGGUGAUCACAGUGAUGAUAGUGAAACUAGCAGCAUAUGCUCUGAACGCAGUAUGGACAGCUUUAGGCGACCAAAUGAUGAUAUUAAGGAAAUCAUAGAAAAUUGUGCACAUAAACAUUGGGGCGAUAGAAAAGAAGGUUUAGUCGGAUUGCAACAUUUUCUUUCAAAUGGAAAUACACUUACAGCUACGGAAUUGCGCAAAGUAACGGACAUUUUUACGAAAAUGUUUAUGGAUUCUCACACAAAAGUAUUCAGCUUAUUUUUGGACACACUGAAUGAAUUGGUAGCUACUCAUAGUGAAGAUCUUGGUGACUGGCUUUACGUAUUGUGUGCGAGAUUAUUAAAUAAAUUAGGGACUGAUUUACUUGGAUCGAUACAAGCGAAAAUUCAUAAAACGCUUGAAGUUGUUAGAGAAUGCUUCCCAGGAGAGCAACUUUUACCUGCUGUAAUGAGGUAUUUGACGGAUCCAACACAAACACCAAAUUCUCGCGUCAAAAUAGCCACACUUACGUUUAUUACACAAAUAGCAGAAACAGCAGAACCGUCUGCGCUUAAUAAUUCUGCAGGAACAGCGCUGGCAAGGUUACUCGACUGGUCAAAGGAUGUUAAAAGCCAAGAUGUUAGAAGGCAUGCACAAAGCGCUGUUAUAUCAUUGUAUAAUUUAAAUCCUCCGAAAGUGACUAUGAUAUUAGCUGAAUUACCGAAGUAUUAUCAGGAGACAGCAUUGCCACUGGUGCAAAAUCAUUUAAGAAAAUCGUCAGGUUCAAGUAAUCCCGCAUCUCCUGGAACUCCGCCGCCUAGAGCACAGAGUUCACCAGCUCGUUCAAAAGGUAAAGGUGAUAUCGACAAUGCGGAUGAAAACUUGGAAGAAGUUUAUAAUGCUUCCCACAGAUCUUUAAGACGUACGACGGCAGAGAUACAAAAUUAUGGUUUCGAACGUUUGGAAAGAGCAACUACUAGUAAAGACAGUGGAAUUAGUAAUAUGGCUGAUGUAGAAGAAAAAAUGGAGGGACUUACAUUGUGUAACUCGGGUCGUUCGUCUUCUGUUUCUUCGCCUACGCAAAGAGGGCGAAGUGUGACUAAUAUUACAGUUAAUGGUUCAAGUGAUACGAUCGCGGGAGAUCUUAUCCUACCUCAAGAGAAUAAUGGUUAUAAAACGCAUGGUUCAUCGCCUGAUUCGAUAAAGAGGCCAGAGAUAUUAGAUAAUAUGAUUAAAACGUUGCAAUCUAAAAUGACACAAACUGAAGAAAAAAUAACAGCUCUACAAGAAUUUCAAUUAUAUGUUCGCGAAGGAGAUGCCUUAAAACUGCUCAAAACGUUAUUAGAUAGUUUGACUAACGAUAGCAAGGGAAUGCAAGUAGAAGUGCUUCAAACUUUAAUUGAUAUGCUUAAGUGUCAAGAACUUGUAGAUAGUUUUUCUGUUUACCCUGAAUUGCUGGUUUUAAAAGUAAUUAACGCAUAUAAGUUAGACGAUCAGAAACAAGAUUCUUCCGGUAGCAGUAAUUCAAGAUCUCCGGUUCUCUGGAUGGCGGAGAAAUGUGCUGCAACAAUAGCGAUGGUUUUGAAACCGGAACAAGUAAUUCACUUAGUAUCGACUAUAAUAACUACCGAACCAUACCCGUUGAAUAUGGGCGCGAUAAAAAUGCUUCAUAAGGUUGUGGAGCAUUGGGGUCGCGAUGCAAUAGAACCACAUUUAACUAAAGUCAUGCCCGGUCUCAUCAAAGCGUACGAUGAUAAUGAAAGCGCAGUACGUAAAAGUGCCGUGUUUUGUAUGGUAGCAAUACAUUUGGCAGUUGGUGAAGAACUGUUGAAACCACAUCUCAAUUGUCUGUAUACCAGCAAAUUGAAACUUUUAAAUAUUUACAUACAACGUGCGCAACAAGCAAACAGUCAACCAGCAAGCCCACGUAGUAAUAGCAAAAAUUAACUAACAUCAAAUUCCGCGACACUUAGAAUCGCGAUACUCAAGAGGUUUACUCGUUUGAGUGCAAGACACGAACGAAUGUUGAUUGACUUCCUGAGUAAGUCUAAUCCGUGAAGAUUAUGGUCAAAUAAUAAAACCAUACAAGUCGAUGUUCUUUAAUACGAUAGACUGAUCUGUACGAUUUUAUGGCAAAAUGUGUACGAUAUGCCCGAACUCCUGACAGUGAUGUUGCACCAAAACAGGUAGUAUACAAGUUAUUUACGUAUAUUGUUUUGUUUGCCAAAAAUUUAUACCUGUUGCAAAGAGAGAAUCGUUUUAGAUAUAAGAUUUCUCCAGUCAUAAUACAUGUAUCUUUUAUUAAUACGUUACAUCUUGAUGUUAAGUUGCAGCGUUGUUUCUUGUGGUGAAGAAGAAAA